AUGAUGAACCCAUUUAGAAUUUUAGGUGAUAUUUCGCAUUUAGCCAGUAUUUUAAUUUUACUACAGACAAUUAAAACUACUAAAACAAUUGAUGGUAUUUCAUUCAAGACCCAAGUUUUGUAUGCAUUAGUAUUUUUAACCCGUUAUUUGGAUUUGUUGACUUUAAACUAUGUCUCUGUCUAUAAUACUUUGAUGAAAUUGUUUUUCAUCAUCUCCUCCAUCUACAUCGUUGUUUUGUUGCAACGUUCAAAGACAACUCAACCAAUUGCAUAUAAAGAAAUGAUCUUAGCAGACUCCAUCAAGAUUCAAUAUUUAUUAUUAGGUAGUCUUGUAGCUGCAUUGGUAUUUAACCAUAAAUUCACAUUUUUAGAAAUUGCUUGGAGUUUCUCCGUUUGGUUGGAAAGUGUUGCUAUUUUGCCACAACUGUUUAUGUUGUCCAAAAUAGGGAAGGCCAAGAGUUUGACUAUUCAUUACAUUUUUGCCUUAGGCUUGUACAGAACAUUGUAUAUUCCAAACUGGAUAUGGAGAUAUGUUACCGAGCAAAGAUAUGAUAAAAUUGCUAUAAUCGCAGGUAUUAUUCAAACUUUAGUCUACUCUGAUUUCUUCUACAUUUACUAUAAAAAAGUCAUUAAAGGUGCUAAUGUUAAAUUACCAAACUAA
Molecule: messenger RNA, 660 nt
Organism: Vanderwaltozyma polyspora DSM 70294
Lineage: Eukaryota; Fungi; Ascomycota; Saccharomycetes; Saccharomycetales; Saccharomycetaceae
Gene: ERD2
Product: Erd2p
Exons: 1
Coding region: 1-660 (219 amino acids)
Biological process (GO): protein retention in ER lumen; endoplasmic reticulum to Golgi vesicle-mediated transport
Cellular component (GO): cis-Golgi network; membrane; endoplasmic reticulum
Molecular function (GO): ER lumen protein retrieval receptor activity
Source: RefSeq, a predicted model, not a curated record